This is a messenger RNA of Exserohilum turcica Et28A, 1455 nucleotides long. RefSeq lists its product as uncharacterized. NCBI's taxonomy places the organism in Eukaryota, Fungi, Ascomycota, Dothideomycetes, Pleosporales, Pleosporaceae. The record is from RefSeq and is a predicted model, not a curated record. The coding region runs from base 39 to 1223 and encodes 394 amino acids. The transcript has 2 exons. Gene Ontology annotation, molecular function: hydrolase activity.
AUCAUUUCAUCCUUGUUCUCUGUCGAUACCUACACAACAUGAAGCAGGCAGAUCUGUCAGCGCUGAUCGCCUCCUGCAGCUUGGGAGCCAUCGCUGUAAGCGCGCAGAGUGCUCCAUCAUACCGCGACAAGCUCCUCUCUUUCCACCAAUCCAUUGUCGAGAUCCCUUCGAUAUCCGGUGCUGAAGCUGAAGUUGGAAACUUCCUCGUUGAGUACUUUACAGAGCAGGGUUUUGGUACCGAACGAUUGUUUCUACCCUCGGAGCGAUUCAAUGUUCUCGCUUGGCCAGAGCCACGUACGUCCAACCGAUCUCGCAUCGUUGUGACAACGCACAUGGACGUCGUCCCUCCAUACUUGCCAUACUCCCGCUCAGGCCCUGACCCACCAACGGCCGAGACCGUCAUCACUGGCCGCGGCACCUCUGACGCAAAGGCUUCUUUGGCUGCACAGACGGUUGCGGUGCUGGAGCUCGUGGCUGCCGGUUCCAUCACUGGCGACGAUGUCAUGCUCGCCUUUGUUGUCGGCGAAGAGACAAUUGGCGAUGGAAUGAUUCACUUGUCGGACGUGAUGACAGAGCGCGGCACCCGGCCCAGUGCCGCCAUCUUCGGCGAGCCUACCAACAGCACUUUGGCCUGUGGCCACAAGGGAGGCCUGGCCUGCAACGUCUUCGCAAAGGGCCUGACUGGUCACAGCGGUUAUCCAGCGUCUGGGAAAAGCGCCAAUCACGUGCUCAUGCGUGGUCUCGUAAAGGCAAUCGACGCUGACCUCGGCAAUAGCGACAUCUACGGCAACAGCACUCUCAAUGUAGGCGUAAUGGCAGGCGGCGUCGCUCAAAAUGUCAUUUCUGGUUCAGCAAACGCGUCGCUUUUACUUCGCGUCGCCGUAGGACCCCUAGAAACUGGUCACAUCACCGUGAGGGACCGUCUCCAGGAGAUCCUAGAUAGUGUUGAUUCAGAGGCCUUUACACUCGAUUGCCCUUGGGGCUUUGGAGUUGUCGAUACUAAAUGUGAUGUAGAUGGUUUUGAAACCGACAUAAUGUCAUAUGGUACCGAUAUCCCUAGGUUGCAGGGUAACCACACGCGAUACCUGUACGGACCAGGAGAUAUCCUGAGGGCCCACACAGUCGAUGAAUCCAUCACUGUGGGGGAACUGGAAAGUGCAGUUGAAGGCUACAAGAAGCUCAUCAUGAAUGAAGUCAAGCCCAGCACGACCACUAGCUCUUGAAAGCAGCUGUGGGUUUUCAAGCUUCCGUUUGUAGCAGUAAAAGUCGCAGGGAUUAGAGGCAGCUAAGCGUAUCCAAGAUUGCUUACAAUGAAAUCUGAAGAUCAUAGUUUUAUUCUGGUCGUCGCUGAAUAUGGUAAUGUGAAUAAACUAAUUGGAGAGAUGAUAAGAAUAUUUCCAGGCCAUUGCGAACUCCAUCUUGUUCAGGAUUAUCAUCUACCUAAGUAAAAUGGGG